CAAGCCCAGGGACUUUCGGUUUGAAAUGUUACAACUGAAUUACUGGGAUAUUUUGAACAAUCGUGUUGGUGGAAAUUUAUGUAUAUAUAUAUAUAUAUUUAUUUUUUUUUCUCUGUCUAGUAUUUUUUAGAAGAAUGACCAAGUUUCUUUACUGGUUCAAAGCAUGUAGCGAAACCGUUCCCGUUGCAAGGUGGAGGUUUGAGUAUUUUUCAUUCUGCAACUUCUGUAUCGAAACAGGACGGCUCCCUGUGAGAAUCCCUGGAGCUGAACAUCCGGAACCACUCAGUUUAAAAAUAAUAAAAUAAAAUUACAGCUUACGUUCACAGAUUAAUAAGGAUUCAGAGACUGUCCUGUGGUUGAAACCAUGCUGCGAUGGACAACAACAUCCUUCUGCACCUACUGGCUGCAUAUUAGGCCUUCCUUCCUACCCAGAACACACUGCUCCACACUCAGUUCCAGCCAGGUAGAGAACAAAUUCACUGUAGACCAUUUAUCUCACUUGUCUGUAGACAUUGGGAAAAUUCGCAAGUUGAAAGGAUGGGUUCUGUUUCAGAAUCCUACAUACGUUAACGAGACAGCUAGCCUUUUGCGGGACUUGGGUGCUAAUAAGGAAACAAUUGGACGUAUUCUGGAGCAGCAUCCAGAAGCAGUUCUCUGCACUCCUGAGGAAUUACAGGCUCAGUAUGACCUGUGGACGACUGUCUGUCCUAAUAGUAAAGACCUACUGGGUAUAAUUGAGAAAUUUCCAGCUUCAUUUUUUACUGUCAGUCACCAUGCUAAUCAGAAGGCCAAUAUACAGUUUUUUCAGAGCUUACAUUUGAACAAGCGCAUCAUCAGCAAAUUAAUGGGCAGUGCUCCGCAAAGCUUCAGCAGACCGGUGGGGAAGAACCAGGAAAUGAUCCAUACCUUAAAGGAGUCAUACCUUAGUCUUGGGGGCAGUGAGAAUAAUGUGAAGAUUUGGCUCCAGAAGUUACUCAGUCAGAACCCUUUCAUACUGAUUAAACCCCCAGAGGUGGUGUGGGAGAAUAUCCAGUUCUUACAGGACAGGGGGUUCUCUGCUGUAGAGCUCCUCCACCUAGUGUCCAAAUUGAAGGGCUUCAUCGCAGAACUUAGCCCUAAAAGCAUGCAGAACAUCCUUACUUAUUCCCUGGAGACUCUACAGUGCUCUGAGACUGAACUAAGGGUGAUUAUCCUCAAGUGCCCUGGGCUCCUUAAUUAUCCUGUGCCUAUUCUAGAUGACCGUUUGAAGGGACUCUUUGAAGCAGGCAUUAGUUUGGACCAGAUCAAGGACACACCUACAAUCUUAGAGCUGACCACACAAAUUGUGCUCUACCGUAUACAAAAACUGGAGUCCUAUGGUUAUAGUAUUAAAACAGGAAGCCUGGAAGCUCUGGAUGGGACAAAAAAGGACUUUGAAAUGAUGUAUGGAAGACUGAAACUCAGACAGGAGCGUCCAAUCUUUAACCCUGUUGCCCCAUUAAAGAGCACAGAGGAAUGACCUUUAAUGCUUUUGAGUGAGAAGAAAGGAAACAAGUUUGAGCAGUUCUUCAUGCCACAGUUAAUUACUCCAUCACCUGAUUAAAUUAGAUUUUUUUGGUUCUGGAAAGGACCAAACAUAUGGUAGCUUGUCCUGUGUAACCAUAAAUCAGGUAUUUGCAAUUUUUAAUAGCUUUUGUGGGCGGUGUGGACUCUGUACCUGUGACCAGAAUGUCACUGGUUCAAAUUCGGUGGCCCGCAGAGUGAUCAGAUCAUUCUAAAGCAAAAAAACUAAUAGACAGAUCAGAUCUUUCACACUGUUGUCACGCAUGAUAGCUUGUGUCUAAGCAAAUGGCUGUUGAUCGUUGAUGCAUAACGUACUCACCUAAAGCAGGUCCUGGCAGAGAGCCACGCAUGUCCUUGCGAGUAUGUGGUGUUUAGGGACUGAUAAGCAGAACCAAUUCGAAAAUAAUUGGGUACCUGGUAUUUUCUUAUCAGUUCUAAUUUGGAACUUUCGGUUCCCAACCCUAAUCAGCACCUGGUGUUGAGUUGGAAGCCUCUGUCCAGGAGUUCUUGCGUCUCCAGUAGAACUUUGAGACAUUGGACAUUGAGCCUGAAUGGGCCAUGUUCUGGGACUCCAUUGCAGAAGCGGCUGUGCAAAGCUGUGACCAUAAAGUUGCUGGCAUCUGUCAAGGUGGCAAUCCCCAAACCCGGUGGUGGACACCGGCGGUAAAGGGAGCUGUCAGGCUGAAGAAGGAGGCCUUCUGAGCUUGGUUAGCUGGUGGGAUUCAUGAAGCAGCUGGCAGGGACCGGCAGGCGAAGUGGAAAGCGGCUGUGGCUGUUACUGAAGCAAAACUAUGCCAGAGGAAUUUGGCAAAGCCAUGGAGAGGACUUUCAGUCAGCCUCAAAGAUUCUGGCAAACCAUCAGGCGACUAAGGAGGGGGAAGCAAGGCUUCACCUAAGCUGUUUACACCAGGGAUGGACCUCAAAAGGGGAUUUAGUCAGGCGGUGGAAGUAGUAUUCUGAGUGCAUCCUGAAUCCUACCGAUACACCUUCCUUGGAGGAAGUAGAGCUGGAAGACUCAGAGGAGGAUUUAUGGGCGAUUUAUACCCAAUGCUCACAACGUGUCCGUGUGUGGAUCAUGGAUGCCACUCUUUUUCUGUGUUGAUUCUAUGUGUCGUCUGUGCACCUUUGUGAAGAAUUAAUGCUACGUGUAAACAAGAUACAGUACCACCACAAAUCUUGGUGGCAGUAUGGUCAUCCUUUGUCACGGGACUAUGAGUUUAUAUACAGUGUAUAUAGUUAGCAUUAAAGUAGAAUCAGAUUUUUUUUUUUUAUGAAUGAGUGGCCAGAAGAUAUUCAAAACUGAAUAUUUUCAUAAGCAAGAGAGAAAAUGUUCCGAUCACUAGUGUACAUCUUUGUACAGCGUUUUGCAGUAUUAAUGACCACUCCUUUCAAAGAUUAAACUGUUAAAAACAUA
Molecule: messenger RNA, 2956 nt
Organism: Paramormyrops kingsleyae
Lineage: Eukaryota; Metazoa; Chordata; Actinopteri; Osteoglossiformes; Mormyridae
Gene: mterf2
Product: mitochondrial transcription termination factor 2
Biological process (GO): termination of mitochondrial transcription; regulation of DNA-templated transcription
Cellular component (GO): mitochondrial matrix
Molecular function (GO): double-stranded DNA binding
Source: RefSeq, a predicted model, not a curated record